This is a messenger RNA of Cylindrotheca closterium, 1512 nucleotides long. The record is from the annotation of a GenBank genome assembly. Lineage: Eukaryota; Bacillariophyta; Bacillariophyceae; Bacillariales; Bacillariaceae.
AUGUCGGAUCAAAAGGCAAUGAAAAAGCGGCUGAAAGCUUUGAUGGCGUUGUCGGAAAACCAAGUUUGUGCCGAUUGUCCGGAAAAGAAACCAACCUGGGCAUCCAUUAUUGCGCCUCCGCCUGGAUCACCACCAGGAACGGAAAAGACUGGAGCGUUUGUUUGUUUAGAAUGUUCUGGAUCUCACCGACGUCUUGGUGUCCACAUUACGUUUGUCAGAAGUGUUAAUCUUGAUUCUUGGAAAGAUUGGGAGGUUCGGGCAAUGGAAAAUGGGGGAAAUACGAAAGUAAAUGUCAUUUUCGAAGCCAACUUGGACCGAGAAAAGCCUUCCAAUCAUGCGACUGGUCCUACGAGGGAGCGCUAUAUUCGUGACAAAUAUGAAAGGCGAAAGUAUUUCAAUCCAGCUGGAUUCUCGAUGCCAGGAAACUCGGGUUCGACGGGAGGCAAUGGACAAGCACCUCGAUCAGCUGGAGCGACGUCAUUGUCGCGCCCUGGUGCCCCAUCAGAGAUUGCUCGUCAACGAGUAGCCCAACGUCAAGCACGCAUGAAAACUGCACAAUCGCAGGCAGAAGUGCCGAGACCUUCCAAGCCACAAGUUGCCCAGGCACCCGCUUCAGCACCAGUCGUUAUGGAUCUCCUAGACUUUGGAACAUCACCUGCGCCCCCUCCAGCUGGACCUCCAUCUGUAGGGUUCACUUCAGAUCCAUUCGCGCCCCAGCCUACUGGAACACAACCUAUCACGAAUAUGACAAACCCUACCCCCGCUCCAGCAGCAGUUGCGGCACCACCCUCGCAGCCCCCAACCCUAGCUCCACCUCCACAGCAGGGACAGGAACAAAGGGCGAAACAACCAGGAUCCGAAUUUUUGACUCCAGCCCCAGCAGCAGCACAACCACAGAUGGCAUCAAACGACUCGAUUAUGGCUCUUUUCAAUACCCCGGUGCAAACAAAUGCUGGGUUUGGAAUGCAAUCUGGAAUGAUGAACAACAACAUGGGAAUGAUGGCUGGUAUGAUACCGCAGCAGCAACAACAGCAACCCCAACAUGGAAUCCCAGGUGGCAUGAUGAAUCCUGGUACGCAACAGCAACAUUUGAAUGGAGGUGGCAUGGUGGGAAAUGUGUCUCAAAUGAUGAAUGGCGGGCAGAUGACGAAUCCUCAAAUGAUGAUGACGAAUGGCAACAUGCAACAGCAACAACAAAUGAUGAUGAUGAUGAUGAUGCAACAACAGCAGAUGCAAAAACAGAUGCAAACUCCAAACAAUGGCAUGAACCAAAUGAAUAUGAGCAAUGCUUUUCCACAGCAGGGUAACCAGACGAUGAUGGGUGGAAUGAUCAAUGUGGUAGGCAAUAACGAUAUGAAUGCCAUGGGACAAAGUAUGCAACAGAUGAAUCUUGGUGUUGGAAGGAACCAGCAUAACUCAGAUGAUGGAGGGUUUGGAGUACCUAUGGGUGGAAACGCACCCAAAAAGGACGAUCCUUUCUCAUCGCUUGGAGGAAUGAAUGCAUUUCGAUAA